AUGACUUCAAGUGAGGCGAAAGAUCCGGCAUCCGAUUUGCCCGUCGACCAAAUGAUUAUCAGCACCGCACCACCUGGUUUUCAAACCGAUGUCAACAAUUUCAUGUCCAAUCGAGCACGCGUUGAGACGUCUUUCCCCACGCAAUGGGCUCCAUCGAUGGAAAGUCAAGUCGGAGCCCAGAAUUCUGAUCGUGGCACUCCUCAUCUGCCGGAUGGUUUUGACCUGACUGAUGAUGAUGGUACUGAUUUGACGGCCGGUGGAGCAGUUCGUGGUAUCACUGAUCAUGGAGAGACGGAGACUGAAGCUAAUGCUUCUUUGGCUAACCAUUUUCAAGGUCUUUCUGUCUUCGAUGCAUCUCGGGCAAAUCAUAUAUGGGCUAUCGGUGCAGAACGCAGAGGUCAGACGUCUGUGGAUGAUUUUAAUACCAGUUCUGGAGACGUCACGGGUGUGGGCAUUGGGAAUAUUAAUUCUGCUACGCCUGUGUCAAUUGGAGCUCUGACAACGUCACUUGGAGAUGUGGAUGGUGUUGGAAAAAGCAAGAUGGCUUCUGCCUCUGCACCGGAGUCUAUGCCUGGCAUUGACAUCCAGUCUAUUUGGGAAUCAAAGGGUUAUAAUCGACGUUUGUGGAUAAAUGAUCGUCUGUUCGAUUCAGAGGAUCAACUGAAAAGGGACGCAAAUGAUGACAGCCAAUCGCUGGAUGAGGUUGCAGUUGCUGCAGCUAAACUUGAUAAUAAUGGAGGCGCGUGGGAAUGGGACGAUUCACUGCUUGGUAGUUCAUCCUGGCGAGGUCUUUACGGCGGUAAUGCAACGGAACCUAGGACGUUUAGUCAAGUUGCUGCAGGUGCGGUUCAGCAGCCUUUACCUCCGUCGGGUUUUCCCAGUCUAUGGCAGUCGAAGCCGAAUGCUGGCAACUUUUCUCUGGCUCCGCAGAUGAACAUAAGUGCCAGUUCAAAUGAGGGCCCCGGUGACUUCUGUGUCAGCGAAAAUGCCUUUACAACUGCUGGUAAUCCACUACCUGGUGAAAUUUGUGGAAGCGGCGUUGGCCUUUAUGGCCACCUAGUGGGGAAGAAAGUUAGCGCCAAUAGUGGAAGCAGUUUGUGCGGUAUUCCUUCUGGCCACUCCUUUUUCCAUUUCGAUGGGAACAGUGGAAAGCCUUCUUUCGGAUGCAACAGUGGGUUACCUCCUCAGAUGCCAUCAGGAGUUCCGCCAGUUGCCAAUCUCCCGGAUAAUGCAUCACCCAGCAUUCCUGUGGUCAGCUCUGGUAGUAACGAAGCAGCAGCGGAGGUUGCUUCUGCGGUUCCGCUAGCUGCGCAGCGUUCUGCUCCGUCCACGUCGAUGCCUGUACCAAUGCCCCCUCCUCAGUUUGAUCCAAUGUCGAUGGCCAUGGCCAUGUCGAUGUUCAUGCAGCCUCAUAAUGCUCCUACUCCGCCGUCGCAUUCCAAUUCCAGUGUUUCUCCACCUUCGAGUACAUGGAAUCCCUUAGUCUUCAACAUGUUCAUGCAACAACUUGCUCAGAAUCCAGCAACAGCAGCCUUGGCCGCAUCAAUUACUCCACCUCCUCUGCCUGCGCUUCCACUCCCACCACCUUCACAGGGAGUGCCAAACGCCGCAUCGCAAGCGCAGUCCCAGACACAGCCAACACCUGAUUUGACACCUGAUCAUGCCCGUCUUGUUGCCUACCUUAUACUUCAAAUGCAAAAUCAGCUAUUUUUCAAUCAACAGCAACAACAACAGCCACAGCAGCCUAAUUCGCCUAAUCAGCAGCAGCACUUUGCUCUUCAGCCUUUCCAAGCGGCCACAGUUGCAGGAAUGAGAGGGGCUGGUGGCGCUGGACAAGUGGGUGCCCCCCUUCCGCCACAACAGAGUGCAAUUACUCCGUAUGGUUUGCCGCAGAUAGGCAUUUUGCCGCCUACGGCAUCUCCACAUCCAGGAGGGUCGGCACUGUUCCCACCGGGAGCAAACGUAUCGGCAACCUCAGGAAGUCAGGCUGGCCCGUCAGCACCACCCCCUCCACCUCCACCAGGCUUUGCUCGUGUCGUUAAUACUGCGAAAAACUUUACCCCUACCGCCUCCGGUUACUCAGCUAUUGAGGGUGGUCCUUCUCCAGUAGCUAACACCGCUGGGGUUACUGUUAGCAGAAGCCAGUUGCUGGAAGAAUUUCGAAAUUCGACUGCUCGUUUCCAGCACAUCCAACUCUCUGAGCUUCGUGAUCACAUUGUUGAGUUCGCUCGUGAUCAGCACGGAUCACGAUUUAUUCAGCAGAAGUUGGAAACAGCUACUGUUGACGAAAAAAAUAUUGUCUUUUCCGAAAUUCUCCCUCAAGCGGGCAAGCUGAUGGUCGACGUUUUCGGAAACUAUGUCAUACAGAAGUUCUUUGAAUUUGGAACUGAUAAUCAAAAGGAGCUUCUUUCUCAGUGCCUACACGGCCACGUUGUGGAGUUUGCGGUACAAAUGUAUGGCUGUCGAGUUAUUCAGAAGGCUCUUGAAUCGGUUCCACUAGAGUCCAAAAUCCGUAUCAUUAGCGAACUUCGUCCUCAUGUGAUGCGUUGUGUGAAGGAUCAGAACGGCAACCAUGUGAUUCAAAAAUGCAUCGAAUGUGUUCCCUCGGCUGAGCUGGAUUUCAUCAUAACUACGUUCCGCAGUCAGGUUUAUACUUUGUCGUCACAUCCCUAUGGUUGUCGAGUUAUCCAACGCAUUCUGGAGCACUGCUCAACUGAACAAACUCGAGUAAUUCUGGAUGAGCUACAUCAGAGUGUCGAUAACUUGGUCAACGACCAGUAUGGCAAUUAUGUGGUACAGCAUGUUCUGGAGCACGGUUCGCAGGAUGAUAAGUCCCGUAUAAUCAACAGUUUGCGUGGUCGCGUAGCCACCCUCUCGGAGCACAAAUUUGCAUCAAACGUUAUGGAGAAGGCAAUCGCCAACGCUACGCCUGCUGAGCGCUCGGCCCUCAUAAACGAGGUGCUGUUGUCUGCAGAUGGCACGGAUAGCGGGUCUGGAGGUGUCUUAGUCGAUAUGAUGAAGGACCAAUUCGCUAACUACGUAGUUCAGCGCAUGCUUGAGCUGGCCGAUAAGCAGCAGCGAAACAGUCUUAUAACUCGUAUUCGCCCCCUUGUUGGCACGCUGCGCAAGUACAACUACGGAAAGCACAUUAUUACAAAACUCGAGAAGUAUGGAGCAGGUGGUAGUAACUGUAGUUCAAGUGGGAGUGGCAAAGUCGGCCUCAUCUCUCCUGCUGGCGCGUCGAACGACCACCUAAAAUCGGUGUAG
Messenger RNA from Hydatigera taeniaeformis, 3267 nucleotides. The record is from the annotation of a GenBank genome assembly. Lineage: Eukaryota; Metazoa; Platyhelminthes; Cestoda; Cyclophyllidea; Taeniidae.